Ceraceosorus bombacis is the source of this 309-nucleotide messenger RNA. NCBI's taxonomy places the organism in Eukaryota, Fungi, Basidiomycota, Exobasidiomycetes, Ceraceosorales, Ceraceosoraceae. The record is from the annotation of a GenBank genome assembly.
AUGUGGCCCACUUCAGCCCCUCUGAACGCCUCGGUGAGUCUUGGGGGCCAGACGUGUCUCGACGCGGCUCGCUUGCGCUCACACCUCCUUCGCCGGCCCUCGAACAAGUUUUGGGCAUCCGUCACCGACGAGAUGCUGGCUAGACCGUCACUGAUAGACGCAUUCAGGACUCGCCAAGGUCGCAACUCUCCAAGAACCAAGCCUUUUCCGAGCGAUGAGGCCAGACAGGCUCAAGUGUGCUACAUGAGGUCCGGCAGCUCAGUCACUGGUCAAAUGUGUCCUCAGGGCUAUGGCAGCGUUCAGAGCUAG